AUGCGCACGCAAACAAGUUGUGCUUGUUCUAGAGAGGCAGUAAUUAAAUCCAAGCCUAAGUAUUCAUUUUAAUCUAGCUCCAUUGUUAUGUGGGCAGUGUUUAUCACUCCCCAGGGAGGUUGUAAUUUGCAGAGAGUAUGUCAUCCAAAUCAAUACUCUGACCUGUGUAUCCUCCCUAGGCAUUUAGAGUACAGCAAAAAAAAAAAAAAAAAAAUCUGUGCAAGUGUGGAUCAAUGUCCUCCACCAGCUUAUAGAAAAUUAGCUGUAUAGCAAUUAAGUGACAGUAGACUGGGUCUGAUCGCAGGAGGAGAGUGAAGCCCCGCUAACCCCUUCACACUGCCAUCUUCAAAGGGAUCGGCUAUUAAACAUUAAUUCUGGACGGUUAUUCGGGGAAAACAGCCUGGCAGCAUCAAUAGUUUUGCUUUGUCUGAACUUCCUUCAUUCACUUUUCUUGGGGACUAGCCUGUUUUUCUCCAAGUCUUCUGCGGAUCAGAGAGAGAGAAGGGGAAAUCUGCAUUUUAAUUGACAUUCCACAGAGGUCCAGAGGCCGCUUAUUGCAGUCUAUUCAAACCAAACAGGCUUUUCAGAUGAAAAUGAGUAAAGGCAAGUAGAAGAUUUACAGGGAUUUGGUACAAAAGAGACAAUGGGGUUUGAAAUGUUGAUGGCGCUUCACACCAGCCACAUAAUGGACCCCUGUUUGAAAGGCAGUUUUAUACACAGAAUAUAUAUAUUCUUUUUUAGAGGAAGGAAAAUUAUGGAUCGCAUCACUAACACACACACACAAACUCCCCACGAGAAGGACCUCCUGUUCUUUUGGUUUGUGUUACUUGUACAUCACGUUUCCACUAAGCUCCAUGUAAAUCACUUCUCUCCAUAUGCACAGAUUGUUGCAACAGUCACUAAAGGAUUCCAUGUGGGGUGGUUUGGGGGGGGGGGUUUGAGGGGUUUUUUCUUUUUGCCUAACUAGGUCCUUCCACAGCACUAUAGGUGAAAGAAUCUGCACAGGCUACAGGUUUUGCUGUGUUCAGCAUCGCUAAAGCCCGGUUCCCCUUCUUCCUGCAACUGAAUAAACUAGAUCCCCUCCAAUUCCCCCCCUCUUCAAACAAAAGCCCUUUAAUGCCACGCCAAUUAAAUCAUAGCUCUACAAUUUGGGUCCUGUUACAACCGUAAAAAAAUCCACAAUGAUUCCUUUUCUUUAUGAAUACAUUCUGCAUAUCAUCUUAUCUGGAAAUAUAAACAGGGGUGGGGGCUCAGCCGGGGUUUAGAGCCUAAAAAAAAUAAGCUGCCAAGUGAAAACCUCUGAGCUAGGAACAACUGUCCUUUAAGGCAGCUCAGCCAGCAUGGGGAGGCACUCUGCACAUGCUCAAUAGUUCAUCUUGUCAUUUUUCCAAUGUCCCAAGCCCUGGCAACAGUUUUUUAAGCAGGUACACCUUUGCUCAAAUUAUUGAACUCAAUAGGCUAACAUGCCAGAGGAGGAUGAAAGAUGAAUAACAAUACUAUUUAAACUUUUUUACUAUGGAGAAGAAGAAGAGGAGGAGAAGUGGUUCUGAACUUCGCCUGCUUCUUGAAAGGAAACGACAACCUUGUCACCACCUUUGCCAUCCUAAGCACUUCCACCUGGGCGCAAAGCCCCCAGGAGCCCUUGGAAUUUACGCACUUCCAAAUCCAUGUGUUAAACCGCAGCCUCGCCUGCCAUGCCAUCUAAACCACAUCACCACGGAAGACCUCUGAGCGAAAAGCGCCGCUCGCGAAGGGCUAAAAAGUAGAGGCUGACGACGGGGUGCAAACUGUCAACUGCAAGAGGAGCGCGAAGGAUCCUUGCGGGCGCCCUUUCGGAAAGGAGCUCCCGCGCUCCCAGCCCUUCGGGUGGAUCCAAACUCGCGCCAGGCCCCACGCCACCUGUGGGGGCCACCGAUCAGACCCACGCAAAAUAUGGAGGGCGUGCGCUUACUACGCCUCGGCAGUUGCCACAUGUCGCUCGGCGAAAACAUCCCAAAUGCCAGGGUGCGCAACGUCGCCGCUCCGGGAGAUGCCCCGGCUUUGCAGGGGGAAAGCUCUUGCAAAUUUCGAUCGCGCAAGCGGCACACACGUUGCUUCACAAAUGCACAAAACGAUCGCACGGAGGUGGCCCAGGGAGCCUCACUCCUGGAGAUCCUGAGGAUUCCUCUCUCUCUCUCUCUCUUCCCCGAUAGCCCCCCUUUCCUUUCCUCCCCGACCCCCCUCUCCUCUCCACUGCAAGCCAAGCCUGGUCCAAUUACCUGGUAUGAAAAGGCUCCGCGUAAGCGAUCCGCUCUUCCUUUGCAGCAGGCGUGUGUGCGGGAUGAAGCCCGGCGGCGCCCGCAGCUUUCUUUUUCCCCGCAGCGGGGAGAGGAGGAGAAGGAGAGGAGCACCUCUCCGUAAAAAAAUAAAAUAAAAGCCCCACGAUCUCGCCUCUCCGCCUUUACUCCGCGCGCAGCCGCUCCAACACGUCGCUGCGAAGCCCCGGACCCGCGCGGGGAGACUGGGCCACCGUCGCCCCCAUCACCGCUGGCGAGCCAAACGCUGCCUUCUUUUCCGGCGCCCCCAAACCUCUCCAAUAAUUAAAAAAAGCUGGACGGAGCAGCAGAACGGGGCUGCGUUUGCUCUUUUUAUUUAGAGAAGGAAAAACUAAAAGGGUUGAGGAAAAAGGAGGCAAGCAGUGUGUCGCGAUUUUUCUUUUUCUUUUGCUCUUCUCCACUUAUCUAAAGAUCCAGGUUUAGGGAGAACUUUCCCAAAAGUUGUCGUUGCUCAGAAAAAGGAAAAAGCACAGCUGCCUUUAAGUCCAGAUCCAGUCCAUUCAGAAUCCCUGUUGCAAGCAAACUCGAAAACUUUAUCAGGUCUACAAGCCCUUUCUCUCUCUCUCUCUCUCUCUCCCUCUCUCUCUUUCUUCCCCCUCCUUCCUCUGGUCACUCCCCCGAAGUUGAAACCUGAGCCAUUUCCUGGACAGUUCCUCUGCCAAUCACAGCAGUUCAGCAAUAGUUGAACUCCGUAGGCUCUUCCCC
Messenger RNA from Podarcis lilfordi (Lilford's wall lizard), 3020 nucleotides. Lineage: Eukaryota; Metazoa; Chordata; Lepidosauria; Squamata; Lacertidae. The record is from the annotation of a GenBank genome assembly.